Daphnia pulicaria is the source of this 1998-nucleotide messenger RNA. Its product is annotated as maltase A3-like. The transcript has 8 exons. Gene Ontology annotation, biological process: carbohydrate metabolic process. Bases 27 to 1895 code for a protein of 622 amino acids. NCBI's taxonomy places the organism in Eukaryota, Metazoa, Arthropoda, Branchiopoda, Diplostraca, Daphniidae. The record is from RefSeq and is a predicted model, not a curated record.
AUUUCCAACUUAUUAGUAACCCGGUGAUGAAGUGGCGUCUCGUCAGUCAGGUAACAAAGCCUUAUACGAUGAGGUCGUUCGCUCUUCUCCUGGUCAUUCUGGCCGUCGCUUUGGCUUGCCCGAGUCAGACCGGGUUCAAGAUUACCCAAAAGAGGUCGGUCCAGCAUCGAGUGGAGAGCCGGGAAGACGAGCCACGCAAUUGGCUUGAAAAAGGUCUUGUGUACCAAAUCUAUCCGCGUUCUUUUCAAGAUAGCGAUGGAGAUGGCGUCGGUGAUUUGAAAGGCAUUAUUAGUCGGUUAGAUCACUUUGUUCAGUUGGGCAUCAACGUUAUAUGGAUUUCCCCCAUUUUCAAAUCGCCAAUGGCAGAUUUUGGAUAUGACAUUGCCGAUUUCACAGACAUCGAUCCGAUUUUUGGAACACUUCAGGAUUUUACCGACCUGACUGCUGCUGCCAAGGCGAAUGGUAUUAAACUGGUAUUAGACAUGGUACCGAAUCACAGCAGCGACGAACACGAAUGGUUUAUAAAGUCUGUCGAUCGCAUCGACCCAUAUACCGACUACUACGUUUGGCUUGACGGAGAAGCACCCGGUGUUCCCCCUACCAAUUGGCUGAGCGUGUUUGGUGGACCGGCGUGGACAUUCAACGAAAAGCGCGGUCAGUGGUAUCUUCAUCAAUUCGUCGCCAAACAACCCGAUCUCAACUACCGCAACCCACUGGUCCACGAAGAAUUUAAAAACGUUCUUAGGUUUUGGCUAGACAGAGGAACUGAUGGUUUCAGAGUUGACGCUGUGCCUCACCUUUAUGAAGAUCCCACUUUCCCGGACGAGCUGCCAUCAGGCGACCCUAAUGCCGAUCCCGAUCAAUACGGGUACCUGAUUCAUGACCAAAUUACAUGGAACCGACCCGAGACUUACGACGUUAUGGCCGAGUUCAGACAAGUCCUUCAAGAGUACGAAGAUGGAGAUGGACAGCACAGAGCUAUGAUGACAGAAGCUUACGUUCCUUUGGAAAAUGUAAUCCAGUUUUAUGGAAACGAGUCAUUCCGUAUUGCCGAUUUCCCCUUCAACUUUGCACUCAUCAACGGCAUCAACAAUUGUCUUUACUAUUGCGACACAGCUACCAAAGGUUACCCAUACAACGGAACUCAGCUCCGUGACACGAUCGUCGAAUUUUUGAACGCCAUUCCCUCUUGGGUCGGCCCGCAAGGAGCCAAUUGGGUUUUGGGCAAUCACGAUCAACGAAGAUUGGCCUCGCGAUUUGGAGAAGCUCUUGUCGAUGGCAUGAUCAUGGUUCAAAUGCUUUUGCCCGGUACCCCAGUCACCUACUACGGCGAAGAGAUCGCCAUGAAAGAUCAGUUCAUUUCCUACGAAGAUACAUUAGAUCCUCAAGGUUGCCAGAUGGGUCCAGAUCGCUACGAAAAGUUUUCACGCGAUCCCGCUCGCACGCCGAUGCAGUGGGACGAUACUUUCAACGCCGGUUUCUCGACAUCGGACACGACUUGGCUCCCUAUGGGUGAAAAUUACCCAACUGUCAACGUCAAAUUACAGAAAGAAAACCUCGUCUCUCAUCUAAACAUCUACCGGACACUGGUUGCGCUAAGGCAAGAGGCAUCUGUCCUUUACGGCUCUUACGAUUUCCCUAUCGUCGACGAAGACGCUUUCACACUCACAAGGCUUCGAACGAACUCUACUAGUUACGUUGUCGUCCUUAAUGUAGGACUUGAAGAACGACGUUUCGACCUGUCGGGAGUAGCCGGAAUACCGGCAACUGCAAAAGUUGUCGUACGUAGCAUUCAAGCCGUUAGUGGAGAGACUCAAAUCGGGUUUAAUAUCAAUACAGCCGAUUUCCCUGUAGGUGCCCAAGAAGGUAUUGUCCUCUCUUUCCUUGGCCUGUAAAUCCGACCAAAAAAUAACCGAAAACAUAAGUAGAUGAUGAGAAUUUGAUUUGUAUUUUUAAUUCCAAGACAAUUUUAUUUGGAAUACAGAAUGAAUGCAUUUA